This is a messenger RNA of Apodemus sylvaticus (European woodmouse), 1758 nucleotides long. It is a transcript of the gene Cep44, whose product is annotated as centrosomal protein 44. The record is from RefSeq and is a predicted model, not a curated record. The coding region runs from base 455 to 1615 and encodes 386 amino acids. NCBI's taxonomy places the organism in Eukaryota, Metazoa, Chordata, Mammalia, Rodentia, Muridae. The transcript is spliced from 11 exons. Gene Ontology annotation, cellular component: centrosome; spindle pole.
GAGUGUGGAAUCUGCAUCUAGGAAUGCCAGCAUUUGGGGCAGCCUGUAGCUCGGAAUGUUUAGCCGAAGUUCGAACUCUCCGCUCCAACUCUAGGUUCUUUAAAUAAACCGUCGGCACGAGACGCGACCCGAGGCGCGGGCGCCGAGGCUCUGGGGCUGGAGACGCGGUUCCCGCCACUUUCUCGGGUUACUUGUGCUCCCUUCUUUCUGUGUUGGUCCGGUCGCCUUGGGAACCUUGCAUUUUGCUUAGCGGCUGCUGACUGAGCCCCAGCUCGUGGACCGGCUGUGCUCUGGCUUGGACGGAGGUGGCCCUUCUGCUGUGCUCACCGAGGUUCCUGGGUUGUAGGCGAACGAUCAGGUCUACCGGUUCAUCCUUUUAAAUCUAGAGGUAGAAAGGGAAUUCGAGAUGAAAGCCUGUAAGAUUAUUUGACAGUUGGAGCUGAAUCGGAAUAUAAUGGCAACAGGUGACUUAAAAAGAAGCUUGCGGAAGCUAGAGCAAGUGCUUCGUUCACUAAAUUACCCUAAUGAGGUGGAUUAUGUCGGCCUGAUGAAGGGAGACACAGCAGCAUCCUUGCCCAUCAUCAGCUACUCUCUUACCUCAUACUCCCCUCACGUAGCAGAGCUUCUCAUGGAGUCCAGUGUCGAGCUCAUAGCGAAGAACGACGUGCGCUUCACAGACACCGUCUAUAAGCUUCUUCGUGAUCAAUUUGAUUAUAAACCGAUUUUGACAAAAAAGCAAUUUAUACAGUCUGGAUUUGCUGAAUGGAAAAUUGAAAUUGUCUGUGAUAUAUUGAAUUGUGUGAUGAAAAAACACAAGGAAUUGAUUGGCCUUGACAAGAAUACAUCAUGCCUAAAGAAGAAGAACAUUUCUGAGAAGCCAGAACCUUGUUCAAGCAGUGAGAAGCGCCCUGCAGAGGCUGUUGGCAUCGACAUCACGGGCAGGUUCAUGACGUCAGGAAAGAAGAAAGCUGUGGUCAUCCGCCACCUGUACACUGAAGAGAAGGCCGGCGUUCCUGAAGGGAUGGUAACCUCAGCAGGAGUGAGUGAGGGCUGUGCGGAGUCUGAAGAGCAGAGUUCUGACAGUCGAAUUCCCGAGGCCCAGGCCCCUGAGGUCAAGGCUGAGCUGCAGGAUAUGUGUGACAAUCCUGAGAUUACCGCACUGCAGACCGCCCUGGCUGAGUGUCAAGAGAAGCUGAAGCAGCUGACGUGGAUAGAGAAACGGCUCGAGUGUUUGGAAGCUACGGCGAGCGGGAAAGUGAUGGUGGAUGAGAAGGCCUGGAACAACCUGCUAAGCCGCGUCACUCUUCUUGAAACAGAGAUGCUGCUGUCCAAAAAGAAUGAAUCUGUAGAGCGUAAUACGACAAGUGAAGACUGUGAGUCAAUCAGUGAUGUGGAUGUUGCGCCCUAUGAUAAAAACUGCAGUGUUGGGGGACCAGCAAGUAACUAUCACUCAUCUGGCUAUAGUGCAGUAUCAUGGGAAACAACGCCCAGAAGCUCCACUGUUAAUUAUUGUGUCUUGAGAGAUUUUUCAGAGGAAACAACUAUCCAGAAAAUGGAAAGGAUGAAAAAAAUGUUUGAGGAGACCGCGGAGUUACUGAAAUGCUCGAGUCGCUAACUGUAGAACUUCAGCUACUUAUAUAUUCUAUAUUUAAGAAUUCUGUGUAUAGUUUUAAUAUAUGAUAGUUUUUAUUAAGAAUUUGGAUUCUAUUUGAUAUGUGAUUUUUUUCAUUCUCAAAUAAAUACUUUUAAUAUUUUCAA